UCUGUAUAUUACGAUGGGGGUUUGAGUCUUCACCAAAACCCUCCCUGCGCGUAUCCUCUAGCUCCAGCUCUCAUGGCGUUUGGCAAUCUGCCUGCUAUGAAAUGAGCUUCCGGAUUCCGCUUUUAGUUUCCCACUUGAUUUACAGUUAUCUCUUUAAAUUACUUUUACCGUAGACCAAUAUUUUUACCAAAUUGAAGUGAGAAGAAAAGCAAACCUAAAUUUUCACCGGCGAACCAGUUAAAGGAAUUACUAUCGUGGAUAAAAUUGAGUGAACAGAAAUCAAUUGGAUUUUGGAACAUCUAUUUGGAGAAGCAGAAAGUUAGAGAGAAGAGGAUUAUUUGCUCAAUUUCCGAAAGGACAACAAUGGGUUACCAAUUUAUCGAGUGGGAGCAAGGUUGGGACUAUAUACAGCAGGGGAUCUCAAAGAUGAACAGGAUUGUACAAGGAUCAUCAGAACAUCAGUUCACCUCAGAAGAAUAUAUGAAGCUUUACACAACCAUCUAUAACAUGUCUAUUCAGCAACCUCCUCAUAAUUAUUCUCGGCAGCUUUAUGAAAAGUAUCGGGAGACAUUUGAGGAAUACAUUUCUUCAACAGUGCUUCCCUCUCUUCUGGAGAAGCAUCAUGAGUUUAUGUUGCAGGAGUUUGUCAGAAGUUGGGGAAAUUAUAAAGUUAUGUUUAGGUGGCUGUCACACGUCUUUCGUUUUUCUGAUGACCACUGCAUCACUCAGAAUCAGACAUCACUUCCUGGGCCAAACGAAGUUGCACUUAAUUGCUUCCGUAAUUUGGUUUAUCAGAAGGUAAAUGCUGAUGUGAGAUAUUAUGUACUUGGCCUUAUUGAUAAAGAACGCGAGGGAGAGAAAAUUGACAGAGCACUACUGAAGAAUGUGAUAAAUAUAUAUGUUGAAAUUGGAAUGGGAGAAUUGGAUGUGUAUGAAAGGGACUUCGAAGAAUACAUGCUCAUUCAGACUCGCGAGUACUAUUGCCACAAAACAUCAAGUUGGAUUUUGGAGUACUCUUAUACGGAUUACAUGUUGAAGGCUGAAGAAUGCUUGAGAAGGGAGAAGGAUAGAGUUUCUUAUUACCUGCUUCCAAGCAGUGAGAAGAAGCUAAUGGAGACAGUGAAACAUUGGUUGGUAGUGAUUCAUGCAAAUCAACUGAUUGAGAAGAAACAUUCUGAAUCUGGAUGUGCUUUGCUUACAAUUGAAAAUUUGGAGGAGCUUUCUAGGAGAUUUAUUGCUAGUGUGGCACUGGAACAGCAAGUUCCUGCUGAAGGUUCGACUAUUGUUCAACAGGCUGAAGAUGCUGUAAUGAUUGAGGAGUGAGAUGAGUCACACUACAACAAUUGAACGAUAAAAAAUGGUAACAUAGUGUAGUUAUCAUGAGUUUUACUUUUGGAUAUGCUGCGAAUUAUGUGCAGCUAUUUUGAAAUCCUUGAGUUUAACUACCUUGGUGCCAUUUGUGUCUUGGAAAUGUUGCCCUUGUGGCAUUUAAAUGGAUAUAUUUCUAACAAU
Molecule: messenger RNA, 1512 nt
Organism: Malus domestica (apple)
Lineage: Eukaryota; Viridiplantae; Streptophyta; Magnoliopsida; Rosales; Rosaceae
Product: cullin-1-like
Biological process (GO): protein ubiquitination; ubiquitin-dependent protein catabolic process
Cellular component (GO): cullin-RING ubiquitin ligase complex
Molecular function (GO): ubiquitin protein ligase binding
Source: RefSeq, a predicted model, not a curated record